AUGACUUAUCGUUCCAAUUCUACAGAUAAUACUCUAUUUUCACUCGAAGAAAUUCGUCAAGAAUUAGCUCGAUGUGGCUAUGAUGGUGUAUCAAAACAAACAUUGCUUCAGUUUCAAAAAGAUCUGUCCAAUUUAGCUCAUAAUGACAAAGCUAAACGCGAACAAGAAAAAAGUAUUGUUAUUUCAUUAGUUUUGAGCACCAUUGCAUCAAAGUCCGGUUCUUUUGUUCUAGUUAAAGUUGAUCAAAAACGAAAUGUGCAAUCAAAUGUUGAUUUCACAAUCCAUCCAAUUAACAGACAGACACAGUCAGAUAAUGAAGAUAACUAUAACGACGUUGACGACGAAAGUCUCAUCGAUGCAAUAAAUACACAAUCAAUCACUCCAAGGUUAUCAACAUCCAGAACAAAACAGAAUUAUAUAAGCAAUGUGAAUAAUGAUGAUGAUGAUGAUGAUGAUAAUCACAGCCAAUCAUCUCAAAGAAUAGUUCGACGAAAAGUUUUAAGACAUCACAAUGGAGCAGCAACUGUAUUCGAUGAGUCUAGAUCCGAAACAAGCUCAAUUAUUGAUACGCGCGAUGGAGAUUAUUUGAAUCAUUCAUUACAUAGUAACAAUAAGUUCCGAAACACUUGUCGUAUAAAAAAUGAUAAUGAUGAUACACGAUCAGAUUAUAGUGAUCAGACUUGUUCGUCAUCAAAUACCGUUCAUGCAGUCAAAUCAUUUAUUCGUCCAUCGUCGUCAGCCUCUUCAAUUCGACGUUCAAAUAGUAGUUUCAAUAACAAUAGUGAUUCUGUUCAGUUAUAUUCCUACUACAAAAAUCAGUGGCAAUCUCAACGCGCUCCUGGUGAAAAGUCACAUCAAAGUUUGAGAUGGUCAGUUAGAGACCAAUUACUACGACGUCAUGAUGUACCGAUAAAACGAAAGAUGCCACCUCGUGUGAAUAAUUAUGUUGUUCCAACGGAGAAGAAACGUUCGUCACUUCGAUGGGAAAUUCGUUAUGCUUUAGCGAAUCCCAACAAAUUUAGUCUGCAACCAUUUAGAAAUGAUGAUUUAAUUUUUUAA
This is a messenger RNA of Didymodactylos carnosus, 1059 nucleotides long. The record is from the annotation of a GenBank genome assembly. Lineage: Eukaryota; Metazoa; Rotifera; Eurotatoria; Philodinida; Philodinidae.